UGAUUUCAAAUGCUUAAAAAGCCUUCGAUGCAGCAAAUUACUAAGCAUCUACAAAUUUAAUGGAGUCUAACUACGGGAACUUGCAGAAUAUGCUGCCCCUACUUGGUUCCAUUGCCGGCAAUGGCAAUAGCGGUAAUAACAAUCAAAAUUUCAUCAAUCAACUUGCUGCAGCAAUAUCUACAGCAGUUGGCGCCGUAAAUGCCGCGACAACCACACCCGCUACAACGGCUGGCGGUGCUAACACAUCCAGCAAUUCAAAUGAGCGUCAGCGCACUCCCGAGCCACCACCAGCUCCACGAUUCCGUUUGAAAUCACCGACAAGAAUAAAACCGAAUCGGGGUACAGCGCCAAUGGAUAUUGAAAAUGAAUCGGAGACUGAGCACGUCAACACUGUUACUAAACAAACUGCUAAUACUUCUAUGCCCCCGGUGACUGAUGUAAAUAUGACUGCAGAUAAAUUGGCAAUGGGAAUGCCUAAUAUGUUUAUGAAUGGAUUUAUGCCCCCAAAUAUGGCACACGGCAGCGGCAUCAAUGCCACACCCUACAUGUUUUAUCAAACUUCCGCGCCAACAAAUGCGGCUUCCACUUCAGCAGCAGCUGCGCUAGCCGCCAAUCAAAUGUUUAUGGAUCCGACGACGAUGCUAGCAGCAAUGCAGCAAAUGCAACAAACUUAUAAUGCUAACUUUGGCGCAGCGUUACCAAAUGCCGAAGGUGGUGUAAAUGGGCAGUUACCAGCAGUUGGCGCCACAGGUGCUGUUUCUGGCAUGAAAGAAGUGAUUAAAACUAAAAACUGCAUACUCUUUCCACCCAACCCGAGUGCACCGCCUCCAACCACACGAGAGCGGCCGCCAGGUUGCCGUACAGUCUUUGUAGGCGGCCUACCGGAAAACUCCACUGAGGAGCUCAUACGCGAAAUAUUCGAAUCUUGUGGUGAAAUAACCACACUGCGUGCAUCCAAGAAAAACUUCUGUCACAUACGUUAUCGCCACGAGGCAUCUGUUGAUCGUGCCAUCUAUCUUUCUGGCUACCGCGUACGUAUUUCUAACACAAGUGAACCCGCAAACUUUGGCCGCCUCCAUGUUGAUUAUGCACAAGCGCGCGAUGAUCUUUAUGAUUUCGAAUGUAAACAACGGCAAUUGCAGCGUGAGCAACGCCAUCGUGAACGUCUAUCCACUGACCGCCUACGUUCUCAAUCACCACCACCCAUACCACAUUAUAAUGACCACGAAGCAUCGCUAGUCGCCGAGCAUCUGCGUAGUGGUGACACUUUUGUAAAGGCCGUACAGACGAUUGCCGUUUGGUUGGAGCGUGGUGAUUGCAAAAAGCACAAUGCAAAUAUGUUUUAUUCAAUGAUACAAAGCACACACGCACAUGUACGCCGUUUGCAUACAGAUAAACAGCAGUUAGAGGAUGAUUUACGCAAAGCUCGUGAGAGUUAUCGCAAACAAAUGCUGAUCAUGUCGGCACAAUUCACUCAGAUUGAAAAAGUGUUCAGUGCUGCUAGUCACAAGAAGGUUUGGGACCAUUUCACCAAAGCCCAAAGAAAAAACAUCGAUCAAUGGAAGAAGCUGGCAUUGGAACUACGCUCCGUACAAAUUGAGGAUGAUGAAAUGGAAAUGUCCGAUGAUGAUCGCAACUACCAGGGUAGCAGCGCCAAGCGUACGCGUUACGAUGCUGAGAGUUUGAAGGAGGAGAACGACUCAUUACGCUGUCAGUUGGAAGCUUUACGCAGUGAAAUGUCACACGUACGCACUGAUAUCAAAUACGAUAAUGAUUAUCGUGAUAAGCAGAUCAAAGUGCUGCAGGAAACCAUACGCAAUAUGCAGACACAACUGUUGCAAACGAAAAUGCGCGAGCAAAAAGAUACCAAAACAAUCGUUCAGUUGGAGCGUAAACUCAAGGAGGCUGGCGUAAAGCAGCUGCUGUUAAAAACUCGGAUCAAAGAAACUGCCAACAAGCGCAGAGAUCGAGAAACAGCGUCAGUUAACUCUGAAACAAGCGAAAUAAUAACUAACGAAGCAGCGGAUGCUGAUGACGAAGACGAUGAUAAUGAUGAUGAUGAUGUGGAAGAGGUGGAAAUAAGUGAAGAAAUGUCAAACAAAUCAAAGCACACCGGCAAGGAGCGCCCCGAAAAUGCAAAUGGUGUGCACAAAAGUUCAAGAAAUUUGACGCAACAGCAGUCAAAACACAUACAAGUGAUCGAUAUUGAUGAUGAAGUGAAUAUUAUUGAAGAUCAGAAUGAUGUUGUGGAGAUACAUGAAACUGAUGAGGAUGAGAAAACUGCCGAAGGUAGCAAGUGGAAUGACAUAGAUGAGAGGCAAGCGCAGAAAAGUAAUAGCACGCAGAACGUUCAAGCGGAUAAAAUUGAGGAGAAUGAAGAGCUGCAGCAAUGUGCUAAAAGUGAUGGUGAUAACAACAAUUUGGAAAAUGGUGAAGAGAAAGAGAGCACAGUGCCAGUAGAAACAAAAUUAAUGGAGGAUUCUAAAGAAAUUGAGCCCAAAUACUUGCCAUUUGUGGAAGCCCAAAUUAUUGCGCUAAUCGCUGCCUACUUGAUAGUGCAUCCCUUUGGUGUCAGCACCGAGUCAAUUUGUGUCUACCUACGACAAUCUAUGAAAACGCUAGACCUACAGGUCCUAACUUUAGAACAAAUACUCACAACCUAUACGAAUCUCUUCAAAAUGGAAUGUCAGACAGCAGAUGGAGGGGAUGACGAAACUAAAGUGCAAUGGAAGUUUUGUGGAUUUACAGAAGCUAACGAUGUAUUUAAGGAGGAAAACGAAACAGCCAACGCAAAAAAUGGAGAUUAGAGAAAAUAGAAAUGGCAAAUUCUAACGUAAGAAUCUUGGACUCCCUACUGGCUAAUUAAAUAACUUGAUAAGCAUUUUUUUAUUGCAAAUGUAUGUACAUAUACAUAUUACAUAAAUAACAAUUAUUCACAAAUGCAACAUCGAUUUUAAUUCAUAGAUUUUAAUACAUAAUUCAAUGUUAAUUGGAGCUGAUUAAAUGAGUUUUAAUUACAUUAAAAAAAUGAAUCUUAAAAAUGUA
Rhagoletis zephyria (snowberry fruit fly) is the source of this 3045-nucleotide messenger RNA. Its product is annotated as ecto-NOX disulfide-thiol exchanger 2. Gene Ontology annotation, molecular function: RNA binding; oxidoreductase activity. Lineage: Eukaryota; Metazoa; Arthropoda; Insecta; Diptera; Tephritidae. Gene Ontology annotation, cellular component: plasma membrane; external side of plasma membrane. The record is from RefSeq and is a predicted model, not a curated record. Gene Ontology annotation, biological process: ultradian rhythm.